Leptopilina boulardi is the source of this 2923-nucleotide messenger RNA. Its product is annotated as neprilysin-4-like. Gene Ontology annotation, molecular function: metalloendopeptidase activity. The record is from RefSeq and is a predicted model, not a curated record. Gene Ontology annotation, biological process: protein processing. The coding region runs from base 141 to 2378 and encodes 745 amino acids. NCBI's taxonomy places the organism in Eukaryota, Metazoa, Arthropoda, Insecta, Hymenoptera, Figitidae. The transcript has 18 exons. Gene Ontology annotation, cellular component: plasma membrane.
AUAAUUUCCAACGCGAAGUAUAUAAAAGAAUUUGUUAGACUAAAACUGUCAUUAGUUUUCUGUUGAAGUAAAGUCCUACAUCUAGUCCCAUUGGGACAAUAUUAUUAUUGUCGUUACUUAUACAUUAUUUAUUUUGAGACAUGUUCCAGUCAAUUUAUUUUGUUUUCUUCGGAAGUUUAGUCAUUGUUAAUUCAUUCAAGAUAAUUGAAGACAAAACACCUACAGUCGAAAGAAAUGUUAAGAAUGAUAUUGCUGUUUGUAAAACCAAGGAAUGUUAUAAUAUAGCCGAAUUUAUUAAAAAAGGAAUGAAUGAUACAGUAAAUCCUUGUGACGAUUUUUAUUCCUACCUAUGUGGAUCAUGGCAGACUAAUUUUCCGACUCCGGAAAAGAAAUUAAAAUGGGAUUUGAAUGCAAUAACUAACAAAAAAAUAUAUACUGUUUUAAAAGAAAUUUUGCAAAAGCCAUCAAGCUCUGAGGAUAAUAAGCUAUUAGCUUUAGAGAAAAAAUGGUUCAAGUCUUGUAUGGAUGAAGAUAGCAUUAAUAAAAGAGGGUUGGAACCUUUAAGGAAUAUUAUUGAAAAAGUAGGUGGUUUGCCAUUGCUAAUGAAUACAAGUGUAUGGGAAAAAAAAGAAAUCACAUGGCAAAAUGUUGCUCAGUAUUAUGCCAAUAUUCUUGGCGAAUACGAUUUAUUUAAUAUAGAGAUUUCACCUGAUUUACAUAAUUCCACAACUCAAACUAUCAUGAUUGAUCAAACCAGUGACAUCCGAAUCGAAUUUGCAAGUUUCAUUAACAAAGAAAUUAGUUAUUAUCAUAAACAAUUUAUUUCAUACAAUUCUGAAGUAAAUAAUUUGGAUAAAGUUGAUGAUGCUAAUCCUAAAGAAAAGAUUUUUAUGUCUAUAUUAAAAUUCAUUUCUGCAUAUUCAGGAUCCGAAGGAGGAAGGGACGAAAAAGAAAUAAUAAAUGACAUAGAAAAUUUAAUUGAAUUUCAUUCUUCCUUGGAAAAGAUUAAAACUCCUGAAUAUGAAAUAGAUGUAAUGGAUGUGGGAAAUAAUAAAAUAACGAUUAGUGAAUUUCAAAAACAUUAUAAUCGUAAACAAUCUGGAAACACGAAAUCAAUGAUAAAUUUGCUCGAAUUUAUUCAAGUUUUAUUCAAAAAUUCUGAUGUUGUUAUUGAUGAAUCAGAAGAAAUAUAUGUAAUAGAUAAAUAUUUUUUUGACAAAUUAGGUCAGCUUUUAGAACAGACACCUGAAAGAACCAUUGUCAAUUACAUUCAUGCCAGAUUUAUAGGCAGAGUCAAUGCAUACUUAGACAAACCAACAAGUCAAAUCCUUCCCGAGAUUUUCAGUGUUGUGAAGGGAGUUCCCUUUGGAUCAGAAAGGUGGGAAAUAUGUAUAAAUAAUAUGCCUCUCAAAAACGGAAUAUCUAUGGAAUUUAUGAAAAGUCAAGUUCCUAAUGUAACCAUACAAACUGCGAAAGAAAUGGCUGAAGAAAUACGAAAAGAAAUUAAUACCGAAAUUUCAAACUCCAAUUGGAUGAAUAAUGAAACCAAAUCCCUGGCAAUGGACAAACUCAAGUUAAUGGAAUAUACAAUUGGUCAUCCAAAAUGGUAUUCGUCAUCUGAUUUCAGCGAGAAAUAUAACGGGCUUAAAAUUGGACCAGAUUAUUUUGAUAAUGCAAUUCAUUAUUUCAAAUAUGUUAAAAGCAAUAGUGCAACAAAUUUUAGAAAACCAUUCGACAAGUAUAAAUGGGAAUUUCCACCAGUAAGAAUAUUUUCACCACUAACAUUAAAUGCAUUCUAUUAUACCCCAACGAAUACUAUUAAUAUUCCAGCUGCGCAGCUUUUAACUUCUUUCUUUGAUGCGAAUAUUCCACUUGCCUUAAAUUAUGGUUCAGUGGGCUACGUUAUUGGUCACGAAAUGUCUCAUGGAUUUGAUGCCUUUGGUCGACAUUUUGAUGGAAAUGGAAAUGUCAUUUCUUCGUCGUCAGGCGAAUUGAUUCGUGAAUAUAAGAAAAAGGAUAAUUGUUUUGUGGAUCAAUAUAAUAAUUAUAAAGUAGACGGAAAAGAAACUCGAAAUGAAAAUUUUGCUGACGCUGGAGGAUUAAAUGCAGCUUAUGGUGCUUACAAGGAAAAAAUUAAGAAAGACAAAAUUAAAGAACAAAGUUUACCAGGAUUAAAAAACUUAGAUUCAGAUCAAUUGUUUUUUGUUGGUUUUGGUGUGAAUUAUUGUGAGAGUGGAAUACCAUCGUACUUAACGUCAAAAAGUUCUGAUACUCACACGGAAAAUCCUUCGAGAGUAAAUGGAGCCGUGGCAAAUGUAAAAGGAUUUAGUGAAGCAUUUAAAUGUCAAAAAGAACCAAUGUGUUCACUAUGGAAUUGAUUAAACUAAAUUUUAUCAUUAUCAUGUAAUAUAUAGAAUGAAAAUUAUGAAGAACUUUAGAUAUAACAUUGUAAUGCUAAAUCUAACAACCAGGAAAAUGUUUUUUUUUAACUUAAGGAAGAUACGUAAACUCUAAUUUAUUAACUAAUUUUUAACAAAAUUUAUACUUUUAAUAAUUGAAAAAAUCUUACGAUUGUAGAGAAUGUUUCAUUUUUAAAAUAAGCUAUUGUUUAUAAAAAUUGCAAGUUUUGUCUGUUUUGAUAGAAAAAAAGACAAAAAUGUUAAAACAAAUAAUUAUUUAUCAAAAAAAAUUUAAUUUAACAUAAUUUUUCUCGAAAAGUGUAUAACUGAAUUUUCUGAAAUUAAUUUUCAUUAAAUUUUUGUUUACGUUAAAAACAAUUUUUCAGUUUUUAGGGUAUGUUAGGACCUCCAUUUUUUCUUAAAGUAAUCCUGUUUGUAUCAAAGAAAUUUGUGCAUUUACAAUACGUUUAAACAAAAAUUUAUUUAUUUUCUUUUUUCAUUGACUUAAAGAAAAAUUUCUUUAU